AUGAGAUUCCCUCAGUCGCUUUUCCUGUUGGCUGUGACUGGGUCUGCGGCCCGGGCCAGCAGCGACAAGGUCGCCCGCCCUCGAGGUGUCGCUCCGGAAUUCGCCAAAUACUACCAGGACCAAGAGACCUUCACCUGCAUUACGAGCCCUGCUGUAAAGAUCCCCUUCUCCGCCGUGAACGAUGAUUUCUGUGAUUGCCCCGACGGCAGUGAUGAGCCUGGCACGGCUGCUUGCUCUCACCUCUCCCGCAACUCGCCUUUGACUGUCGCGGACCACCCUGGAAACAGCGACUUGGAUCCUUCACUCGCGCUGCCCGGAUUCUACUGCAAGAACAAGGGCCACCGGCCGUCAUUUGUGCCAUUCCAGCGUGUCAAUGAUGGCAUCUGCGACUACGAGCUCUGCUGCGAUGGCAGUGACGAAUGGGCCCGUGUCGGAGGUACAAAAUGCGAGGACCGCUGCAAGGAGAUUGGCAAGAAGUGGCGCAAAGAGGAAGAGAAGCGCCAAAAAUCCAUGACUGCCGCGUUGAAAAAGAAGAAGGAGCUUCUUGUGGAUGCUGGACGACAGGUUCAGGAGAUUGAGGAUUACAUCCGCCGCUUGGAGGCCGAGGUCAAGGGUUCCGAGGUCAAGGUUCGGGGCCUCGAGGCCAAUCUGAAGAAGGUCGAAGAAGAGGAACGCAAGGUCGUGAGGACAUCUGGAAAGGGUAAAGGCAAGGUGAAUGCUCUUGCUGGUGUUGCAAAGGCCCGAGUUGAGGAGCUGCGCCUGGCACUGUCCAAUGUUCGUCAGCAGAGAGAUGAUCUCCGUUCCCAGUUGAAGGAGCUCGAGGACAUUCUGUCGAAAUUUAAGGUUGAAUAUAACCCCAACUUCAAUGAUGAGGGUGUCAAGCGUGCGGUGCGCAGCUGGGAAGACUAUGCUGCUCGCGAGAUGAGCACUGGCGAGAUCGCGGCCGAAGAACUUGACUUGGAUAUGAUCACCAGGGCCGAUGACGAGAAUUCCGGGGUUCACUGGCAGCACUGGGAGAACACUGAAGAUGGAUGCAAUGAUUCUGAGAUCCUGUACAAGCUCGCUGCUUGGCUUCCGCCUACUCUCGUCAACUUCCUGGAAGAUCAGUACUUCUCUGUGAAGUCUUUCCUUGAGUCUCGCGGAUUCAUCUCCAAGACUGAAGAGGACUCUGGCUCCGAAUCAAAGGCACUGACCGAGGCCCGUAAUGCCCUGAAGGCCGAGGAAGAUUCCCUCAUGGAAAUCAAGAACAAGCUUCGCGACGAGCGUGCCGACCUCGAAAAGGACUACGGUACCGCUGGUAUCUUCCGCGCUUUAAAGGGUCAGUGUGUCCAGCAAGACGCGGGCGAAUACACCUACGAACACUGCUUCCUGGAAAGUACCAAACAGCUCCAGAGAAAGGGCGGUUCAUCCAUGUCUAUGGGCAAGUUUGUUCGCAUUGGAAGCACCAGCGUCGAGGAAGUUAACGAGGCCGGUGAGGUGGUUUCCGUUGAGAAGAUCGCGCUCGAGUAUGACCGUGGCCAGCAUUGCUGGAACGGUCCUAACCGCUCCACCAAGGUUGUCUUGGAGUGCGGCGAGCAGAACGAGAUUCUGAAGACGGCCGAGGAUGAGAAGUGUGUCUAUUCCAUGCUCGUCACUACUCCGGCUGUCUGCGCUGGCGGCGAGGAAAAUGACGGCGCCCCUCGUUCGAAGGAUGAGCUAUGA
Messenger RNA from Penicillium argentinense, 1701 nucleotides. RefSeq lists its product as uncharacterized. The coding region runs from base 1 to 1701 and encodes 566 amino acids. Gene Ontology annotation, biological process: N-glycan processing. The transcript has 3 exons. Gene Ontology annotation, cellular component: glucosidase II complex. The record is from RefSeq and is a predicted model, not a curated record. NCBI's taxonomy places the organism in Eukaryota, Fungi, Ascomycota, Eurotiomycetes, Eurotiales, Aspergillaceae.